AUGUAGACAAGUCGAAUUGAAUUUCAUGAUAUUGUUCGUAACUAUUCUAAAUAAUGUCGCGGCGUCAGCAAGAAAUUCAGCGCAUUGAGCGCGAAGUCAGGGCCAAGCUACCCUAUCGCACCUUUCGCGAGAUCACCUUCGAUAGAGAGCUAAUUAAGAAGAGCAUUGUGCCGUUAAGUUUUAUAGAGGCGCGUAGAAAUCGGGGUCCGGUCUAUGAGGCGCUGCAGGCAGAGUUGCGCCACGAAGGCUGCAAGAUGAUGCCGGAGUUCGUGCGCUGCUUGGCCGAGAAGGAGCAGGCGUUGUUCGAAACCCUCAGCAUUCGCGCCAGGAUCAUUGACGAGCGCCCACUGCUCAUAGAGAUGAUUGAGAAGAUGAAGCAGGCCGAGCUUGCCGUGAUCAAGCGCAAGCACAAGGGACUCAAGGAGUGCUUCAGCCUCUUCUAUGAGACACUAUUGUUUCUGCAGCCAUACCGCGUAAAGUACGAAUACGUAUUGAACGCUGUGAUGGAGCACAUCGUGUCGCUGUGCCACAACAUCGAGGGCCAGGAGCGUGAUGCAGCCGAGAUGAUUGCUCGCAUCUAUUAUACAUAUGCCAUGUUCCUGGAAGGCACUGGCCAGAGAGCCAAUUCGAUUACCUAUCUCACCUCCACGCUCAAGCUGGUCCGAGGGCAUAUGUGGCUAGCGGAGCCAGACAAGGGCUCGGCCAGCCCCAUACUCCAUUGUCUGGUUGCCCAGCAGCUGGCUCGUCAAAUGCUUAUCCAUGGCCGCCAGACUGCCCGCCAGCAGCCCGAGGAGGCCGUUGACAUGGCCCGCAGGGCUACCGUGAUUAUAGCAGAGAUCGGGCGGCAAAAGAACUUGGACAUAUUUUGUGACACUUUCUUGGAGCGGGCCUUCUUUCUGAUGGAAGGCAACAAAUAUCACGCCGCCCAGCAGUGCCUCGAGCAGAUCAGGCCUGAAUUAACGGCGUGCACCGAAUACAGAUUUGUCAAGCUGAACAUUAAGUUCUAUCUGUAUCUGGGACAAUGCGCCGAGAACUUCGAUGACAUAGACAAGGCUAUAUCCAGCUUUAAGCGAGCUCUGCGACUCUCGCGCUUGUACGAGCACAAGGACCAUGAGGCCGAGAUCCUUCUCAACCUGGGCAAGCUCUUUGCCAGGGACACCUCAAAGACGGGCAUCGCCAAAAAGUGCUACAACCAAGCAAAGAAAAUUUACAUUGACUUCAACGACACCCACAGGAAGAAGAUGGCCGUCUUUCUAAUGGGCAAAUUGCUGGCCGAUGAAAUCACGCCGCUCUACAUGGCCAUGCUGAAGGCGUCCGGCUCUAGGUAUUGCGCGUUCUACAAUCUGCGCCAGUGGAAGAAUCGCUGUCGUCCGUUCUGGAUGACGCUGGGCAAUGAAAUCAUCAAACAAGAAUCCAACGCCAUCUACUGCCUGCUCGAGGAAGAGAACGAGGAUCCCAGAAACGAGCCCAACUUCAUUGACUUGGAGAACGAAACAUUCAAAGUCGAGGAAGGCGACAUAUUAUGAUUCGGCAUAGAGUAUCCAUUAAUUAUUCGAGAAAAUUGUUAUUGUUUGUUAAGUCCAUCCGCGGGGCAGCAUAAGACUAACAAAACCUUGCGCCCAGGACUACACUCAAAUCCCGCUCUAUGAAAUAGCAAUUCCUUCGCAGUGCAGUUUCAGUGUAGUCCUUAGCGCAGCUUGGAGCUAGGCUUUGUGUGUCCAAUAAAAACUUUCGAUAAAUUCGCUCAGCCAAA
Molecule: messenger RNA, 1753 nt
Organism: Drosophila hydei
Lineage: Eukaryota; Metazoa; Arthropoda; Insecta; Diptera; Drosophilidae
Exons: 3
Coding region: 54-1526 (490 amino acids)
Molecular function (GO): protein binding
Source: RefSeq, a predicted model, not a curated record